Malania oleifera is the source of this 957-nucleotide messenger RNA. RefSeq lists its product as uncharacterized. The transcript is spliced from 3 exons. The record is from RefSeq and is a predicted model, not a curated record. NCBI's taxonomy places the organism in Eukaryota, Viridiplantae, Streptophyta, Magnoliopsida, Santalales, Ximeniaceae. Bases 1 to 957 code for a protein of 318 amino acids.
AUGUGUCGAGCUUUCGCAACAACCCUUAAGGGUACUGUCAGAGACUGGUAUCGAACUCUGCGACUCGGAUCGAUCAAUUCCUUCCUAGAGAUGGAACAACUGUUCACCGGCCACUUCCUUAGUAGUCAAAGAAUUGUUAAAACAACGGGCCAUCUCAUGAGUAUGGCGCAAGGAGAGCAAGAGACUCUAAAGAAAUUCAUGCACCGCUUCAACACAGCAACCCUAGAAAUCUGCAACCUAGACAUGGGGGUGGCUUUAGCAGCCUUGACAACAACUCUUCAACCCGAAAGUUUCUUAUACUCUCUAGGGAAAAAUCCACUAGUGGAUAUGGGGGAGCUGAUGGCUCGAGCACAAAAAUACAUCAACCUGGAGGAGAUGAUGGACACAAGAGGAAGUCGCAUAGAGAAAAGGAAAAGUAGUAGCAGUGAGACACGAGAAUCCUAUAGAUCCAUCAGAAAGAAGGACUAUGUCUCGUGGCCCGAACCCGUGCGAACACCUCUUCACAAGCGAAACAUGUCCAAGUUCCACGCAUUCCAUAGGGAUCAGGGCCAUGACACAGAGGAAUACAUCCAGUUGAAGAAAGAAAUCGAAACCCUAAUAAGAAAGGGAUACCUGUCAAAGUUUAUAAAGAAAGAAGAUCCACAAAGGGAACCUCUCGAGCAGAGGAGGCCUAGCGUACAAGAGAAGGAGGAGCAAGUCAUAGGGGAAAUUGGGGUGAUCUUCGGAGGAUCUACUAGCGGAGGAGAUAGUGGGGGUGCUCGCAAAAGAUAUGCUAAAAAGGGACUCGCUGUGGGGUGCGUGAGGCCGUUGCUGUUGCAGAUGGCCGUGGGGAUGGUGGAGGAUCUCGCUGGGAGACGGCGACGGGGGCGGCAAAGGCGACGAGAGCGAGCGACGGUGACGGGGACGAAUGACUUGGGCAGCGACGUCAAGGGAGGUGUGAUGACGAGGAUGGUGUAA